AUGAAUUACUUCAAGUCUUACAAGCAAAGGUGCAAGACUAAUUAACAAUCAAAUGAAGAACCUUCUCAAUUGCUAAUUCUCUGCAUGAAUUGUCAAGAAUACAUAAGAUAUGAUUAAACCAAUAAACAUACUUUGGUUUGCACUCAAGUGACGAAGAACAUUGAUCAUAUUGAUAAAACCUUUUCAUUGUUAGAGGAGAAUCAUUUUAAAUUACAAAAAAUUAGAAUGAGUUUGAUGGAAAAAUAGAAUAACAUAUUAGCGCUUAGACUAAUUAGAAUAAUUGAACUCGUUAUUCAAAUUUCAACCAUAGGCAAAGUCGAAAUAUCUUGCUGUUAGUCUUACUUGGCUGAAAUAAAUUAAAUAAAAUACAUCCCGAAAUCCUCAUUAAAUCUAAGUCUGUACAUUGAAAGAAUUCAAGUAUUAAUUGAACAAAAAAUAUAAAUCUUGAGAGGCAAUUUAGAUAUCAAAUAAGAACAAGAUAACCAAUUGAGUUCUUAGAGUAAAUUCAAGAAUGUAAUUGCUUAAGACAGUCAAUCAAAUCAAUACAGUAAUAAAGUGUAUUGUUUGAGUGCUGAUCAACAAGAUACCAACAGUGUAUCCAAAGAUCAAUUGUUGGAAUAAAUUAACAAGAAAAUUUAGGAAUGCAACACUUUAAAGAGGGAAUAGUAACAUUAUAAUAAUCUGAUUAAUCAAAAUUUAUAAAAGAGUAAAAGUCCUAAAUGGAUGAAUGUUGAACCAACCCAAGUAUUUAUCCCUCGGUAAUUGCAUAAAAAGAUGCAGACCUAACAAGUUCCACUUAAAAUGAAUGCCAAAAGUGAAAUACUCACGAAUAUCUCAACCAAUGAUUAUGGAUUUUUGGAAGAGUAAUCAAGGAAAUGCGAUUCUCAGAUCCAAAGAUUAUUUUAUUCAAAAUUGUUAAAACUUAAAUUAUAGUCAUCCAAAUUAUCUUCAGCCUAACAACUAUCAGCUGUGAUCUUAUGGGACGAAGCAUAGAAAUUGAAGUUGAGCUAAGAAGAUUUUGAUGCAUUUUUGAAAGCAGCCAUUCAGAAUCCAAACAAAUACUUAAACAACUAAUUUUGA
This is a messenger RNA of Paramecium octaurelia, 1080 nucleotides long. NCBI's taxonomy places the organism in Eukaryota, Ciliophora, Oligohymenophorea, Peniculida, Parameciidae. The record is from the annotation of a GenBank genome assembly.